Messenger RNA from Physella acuta, 1382 nucleotides. Its product is annotated as microfibril-associated glycoprotein 4. The record is from RefSeq and is a predicted model, not a curated record. NCBI's taxonomy places the organism in Eukaryota, Metazoa, Mollusca, Gastropoda, Physidae.
AUAUAACCCAAUUGAAAAUUCUAGAACGAGGCAUUGGCUUAGCGACAGCCAUUUUGCAAGUAUCGACACAUACAAUAUGGGCACAUUACGUCGAUUUGGAGUUUUCGGACUUCUUUGUUUCUUUCAUUUAGCAGCCAGUAAUCCUUCUAAUGUAAAGGCUGAUCCAUACAUAUCUGCUUCCCCGGCCACAAUUCGGCUUGGUCUAACCCAGAGCCUCAGUGUUCGAUGUGAUAUCCCAUCAGGGUGGGGGUCCAUCGACUCAGUCAUCCUCUCACAAGUCGACGGCAAAGCGGUACAUCCUCUGGCAGAGAUUACACCCACCAUUGGCGUUAUCAGCACCCUAGCAGCUGAAGACGCUAAAGUCACUGGAGCUUUGAGCCCCGCAGGGAACUACCUCCAAGUGACGUGGAGUUUUCCUCAGGUAGCGACGUCAGGAGUGUACUCCUGUGAAGGCGUUGGGACAAACUCUCUUGGGAAGAGCGUGUCGUUUUCCGUGCAAGUCCGCGUCUCGACAGAAUACGCAAGCCAGCCUGAAUACGUUAAUGAGAUAAUCACCUUACACAAACAACAACAACAAACGGCACAGCUUUUAGCGGAUGCGUAUGCGGCAGGUAAUGCAACGCAACGUUUGUUAGAUAAAGCCGCGAGAAGAAUUCGACAGAUUAAUGACAACUGCGAGCCUGUAGUUGGGACUGGAUGCAGCGAUCCAAGCCUCCCUGUAGGUCAACACGUGAUAACCGUAACACCAAACGACGGCCUCGGCGGUAUCAAAGUUCUGUGUGACGUCAGAGUUCCAGGAGAUGGGUGGACCGUAUUCCAGAAAAGAUUUAACGGAAGCGUCGACUUUUAUGAAGAUUACGCAGCGUACGAGAACGGUUUCGGGAACGUCGAUGGAGGAGAGUUCUGGCUGGGGUUGAAGAAUAUCCGCCGUCUGCUGUUGGAGAAUAACGACGAGAACACGCUCCGGAUUGAUAUGACGGAGCAAGGUACCGGGUUCAACUUCACUAGAGUCUACCCCGUCUUUAUGCUGGGAGACGAGAGCGGAUCUUAUACUCUGUUCUUGGACGGAUACGACGACGGCGGCACCGGUAUGUCCGCCAACUCCGGCGCCAGAUUCUCAACAUACGACAAAGACACGUCCGGAGGUUGUCCGUCUUCGCUGCGUAUCGCCGGCUGGUGGUUCGAAACCGGAUGUGGCUACGUCAACCUGAACGGGUUGUACGGACUUUCAGGCGGGGAGGCGUCGAUGUUCUGGUACGAAAUUUACAACCACCCCCGUCACUCUAUGAGCAGGACGGAGAUGAAAUUCAAGCGUCGCCAAGUGCCCACUGUCCACUUUUAGACAGUAGUUGUAUUUCUUAAUUAAAAGUUCUUGUAUCACA